This is a messenger RNA of Durio zibethinus, 1337 nucleotides long. RefSeq lists its product as uncharacterized. The record is from RefSeq and is a predicted model, not a curated record. Lineage: Eukaryota; Viridiplantae; Streptophyta; Magnoliopsida; Malvales; Malvaceae.
AAACGAACCAAGCCCAUCUUUAACCGUAGCACAGCCUCUUUCUUUUUGUUGUUAUUGGUGCUGAAGAAAAUCAGGUUCUUCACAUAUAUAUGAAAUUAUAAAAAAAAAAAAAAAAAAAUUGUAGUGAAUUGGGGUGGAUUGCUUGUGGAUCCAUUGUUUUUCUUUUCGUUGAGAUUACAAAAAAAUUUGAUUUGAAAUAUACAAUCAGAAUAAGCGCGAUGGGUCUUAAGAUAUUUCUGGUGGUGGUGGUGGGUUUGGUUGCAGCAGCUCAGAUAUCAUUGGCAUCGACGGUGCCUGCUUUUCUAUGGUCGCCGGACUUCUCUAGCGUUGAAUUGAAGGAAUCAGUAAAUUAUCAGGUCAUGUCCCCCAAGGAUCUAGCCAACUCUGUUAUCUCUCAAGGGGGCUGGUCUCACUUACUUUGCUCCGGGAGCCAACAUGAGCACCGUGUUGAUCUGGCCAUUGUUUUUGUUGGUAGAGAGUUGCACUCUUCAGAUGUUGCAGGAAACAAACAUGUAGACCGUGCUCUUAUGAACUUGCUUAAGGUCUCUUUUACCAGGUCCAAUUUCUCAAUGGCAUUUCCAUAUGUUGCUCCCUCUGAGGAGGAGACAAUGGAGAAUUUAUUGGUUUCUGGUUUUAAGGAAGCUUGUGGGCAUGGUUUGGGAGUCAGUAAUGUUGCAUUUUCGGAAUCAUGCUCUAUAGAGGGUGGAGAUUUCCAGAAACUUGGAAACUUGCAUUCAAUCAAUGAUCAUCUAUUUUCAAGGAUGGAAAAGAGAACAAAGGGGGAGACCGAUUUGGUUGUCCUAUGCCAUGGAGGCACUCAAUCAAUGAAAGAGCUUAACCCACCAUGCCCUGAGAGUGAGAUUAUGAAUGAAGUUAUCAGCACUGUGGAGCAGUCUGGGGCAAAAUAUGCAGCUCUUUAUGUUUCCGAUCCUUUUAUUUCGAUCCGCUAUCCUGGUUACAGAGAGCUUGAAAGAUUUCUUGCUGAAAGUGCUGCAGUGAAUGCUUCAACCAAUUCCAAAGGCUGUGAUGAGGUUUGCAAGAUAAAAUCAUCACUCCUAGAGGGAGUGUUAGUUGGAAUUGUGUUGCUUUUAAUUUUACUAUCAGGCCUUUGCUGUAUGAUGGGCAUUGACACUCCAACAAGAUUUGAGGUGCCUCAAGACAAUUGAUUGGCUGUUUGGUGCAACCUAGCUUUAUGUUAGCAUUAAGGCUUUUGUCCCAGGGACUGGUGAAAGGUAAUGCUUGUUACUUAGUUGCAAUGGGCAGGAACGUUACACUGUAAUAUUUAUUAACUUCUCAAGUUAAUGUAAUCAUGUUGGUAAUAACGAAAAAUGAUACUA